AUGGGAAGUGAGAAUGAUCAUAAUAUGACAUCACCAUCUUCAACUCCAUUAAAAUUAUCACUCCAUACAAAAAUCGGUACCUCCAUCUCUUUUCUAUACGAACAUCUGCGCUCUGUGAAACUGAUUCUCCUCCCCCUUUUGAAUUCCCUAGAUUCGGAUGAAUGGAAAUACUUUGUGCAUUACCUUGAUUGGAAUAAAAAUUGGGAUGAAUGGGUUGGAGUUGACAGAUUAAUGAAGUAUACAGAAGAAAACAUUUUAAAGCAACAAGCACUUGACAAAAAACACGGUGUACACAAAAACUCAAAAGGAAGAUCAACGCAAACUAAACCCAAAAUAUCAAAUGAUGUAAAGGUGGAAAAAGAAGAUUUGAAGAGUAGUGGGGCAAAAGGGAAAAAGAGAAAGAGUGAUUUAAGUAUAGAGGCAUUUAACAUAACUCUGCAUUAGCAACACUUGAUGGAAUUGAUGUGAUCGGAAGCAGACUAGCAGAUGAGGUGAUAUCUGUCAUAGAAUGCAAUCCUAAUGUUGAAAACAUUUCAAUUAUAGGCCACUCACUUGGUUGCCUAAUAUCAAGAUAUGAUAUUGACAACCUGUACACACAAAAUCAAUCAUACCAUUUGACUGGAAACUAUAGAUCUGUGACAUGUAAUGGAAAUAUUACUGGAAUUGAGGCUAUUAAUUUUAUUACAGUUGCCACUCCAUACCUUGGUUCAAGAGGACGUAGACAGGUAAUAAUAAUUUUAAUAAGCAAGUGGGACAAAAUCAGAAUCCUGUGAAUGAUGAUUAUGGCUGGUUGGAUGGGUAUCAGUUGCAAUCAUCAAUGGCUGGUACUGUUGAGUUCUACAUUUGUGGUUAUUUGGGUUGGGGAGGGAUGUGGUCCUUGUGAUGUCAGCAUAUCCUUAUCCAUAUCUGCCUAAAAUCUGUAUAAAUGUCUCAUUUGUGGAUUUGGCUUACAUCUGGAGAUGAAAAUGAAAAUAAAAAGGGUGGAACAUCUCAAUGGAAGCAUAUUAUAAUAAUUCAUACAUAUAAAUGUUUGUUAUAUUCAACUUCUGCCAUUCGC
Molecule: messenger RNA, 1057 nt
Organism: Lactuca virosa
Lineage: Eukaryota; Viridiplantae; Streptophyta; Magnoliopsida; Asterales; Asteraceae
Source: the annotation of a GenBank genome assembly